Plutella xylostella (diamondback moth) is the source of this 1445-nucleotide messenger RNA. Its product is annotated as cuticular protein glycine-rich 11. The record is from RefSeq and is a predicted model, not a curated record. Lineage: Eukaryota; Metazoa; Arthropoda; Insecta; Lepidoptera; Plutellidae.
CUCUACCUACUUAGUAUAAAACUGCAGAUAACUGAGUGCAAGAACACACUCCAUCGUGGCACUCGUCGCAACACAAGCAAGGCGAUCAUGAGAAUAUUGAGGUCUUCCUUACUCCUGGCCGUGGUCAUCGGCCUGGCCACGGCAGAGGAAAAGGCGGAGAAAGACGCCAAGGCUGAAGAGACGAAGCCAGUAGAGGACAAGAAGCAGGACAAGCGCGGCCUCUCCGAGUGGUACGGCGACCACGGCGGCUACGGCCACGGCGGCCACGACUUCGGCGAACACCACCACGUAGACCACCAUGUGGACCACCACGUCGAGCACCACAAGACCAUCACCACCAUCAAGAAGGUCCCCGUGCCCUACCCCGUCGAGAAGCACAUCCCCGUACCAGUGGAGAAGCACGUUCCCUACCCCGUGAAGGUGCACGUCCCGCAGCCCUACCCCGUCGUCAAGACCGUCCACUACCCCGUCAAGGAAAUCGUCAAAGUUCCCGUCCACAUCCCCAAACCUUACCCUGUGACCAAGCACGUUCCCUACCCCGUCAAGGUCCCAGUCGACAACCCCGUCCCGGUCAAGGUAUACGUCCCCGAACCCUACCCCGUCGAGAAGAAGGUUCACGUACCAGUCAAGGUGCACGUCCCCGCACCGUACCCCGUUGAGAAGACAGUUCACUACCCCGUCAAGGUGCCCGUCAAGGUGAACGUGCCUUACCCCGUUGAAAAGGUGGUGCACUACCCAGUCAAGGUCCCAGUCGACAGGCCCGUCCCCGUACACAUUGAGAAGCCCGUCCCCGUACAUGUCGAGAAGCCCGUGCCCUACCCCGUGGAGAAGGAGGUUCCAUACCCAGUGAAGGUGCACGUCGACAGGCCCGUUCCCGUCCACGUCGAGAAGCCAGUCCCCUACCCCGUCAAGGUGCCAGUACCCGCCCCCUACCCCGUUGAGAAACUCGUCCCCUACCCAGUUGAGAAGAAGGUGCCGUACCCAGUGAAGGUGCCGGUCGAGAGGCCCUACCCCGUGGAGAUCGAGAAGCAUGUCCCCUACCACGUUGAGAAGAAGGUUCCCCACCCGGUGAAGGUGGGCGUGCCAGUGUUCGUGCACGAGCACAAGCACGAGAUCAAGCACGAGCACCACGAGCUUGGGGGCGAGGAGCACGGCCACGGCUCGCUCGGGGGCGAGGGCUCCUACGGGGGCGAAGGCUCGUUCGGAGGCGAAGGCUCGUACGGGGGCGAGAGCUCCUACGGCUCUGAGGGCUCCUACGGAGGCGAAGGCUACGAGAGCCACGGUCACCACGAGUACCAACACUAAAAAGAACUGAUCUCUUGCCCUAAAUAUUUAGUUUAGCUGUUAUUUUGUGUUAAUUCUCUGUUAAGCUUGUUUUUAUUUUGACGACUGGUCCGUGCGUGGAUGUAAAUAGUACCAAAAGUAUUAAAAAUAUCUAAAAUAUA